GAACACCAUGGGUAGGAUAGUAGUGAAUUCACUUCUCGCUAUAACAGCGGUUGUAGGCGGUCUGGAAGCCUACAAAAUCACACCCAGACAAGCUACGCCACUCGGUGAAUGUAUCUCAACCGCGUCACCAAAUGUGACCGUUUACGGCGUGGCGGACCCUUUUUUUCUUAAUUCAUACAUAGGAACGAAUCUAGGAUAUCAACAAGAACCAACGCUGGUCGUGAAGGUUCAAAAUGUAGAAGAUAUCAAGGCAGGAGUUGUCUGUGCCAAGUCGCUUAAUGAAGAAAUAGUCGUUAGGAACGGAGGUAAUUCGUUCGCCGGUUUCUCGUAUUCAUCGGGUAUAGUUCUCAACCUGGACGACUUCAUCGACGUACAAGUGGACACUAUUGCCGGAAAGAUUAAAGUAGAAUCUGGCAACAGACUGGGCCGUAUUUAUGGUUUCUUAGUUGAAGCUUCAGAAGGUGGCAAUAUGUCGGUUAUUGGAGCGGGUACCUGGCCCUAUCUCGGAAUAGCAGGACACUCACUAUGUGCGGGAUACGGCAUGAUGGGUAGAAAGACAGGCUAUAUAACAGAUCAGAUAGAGCAGUUUGAAGUAGUCAACGCCACUGGUGAUCUCAUCGUGGUUUCGGAGGCUGAAAAUAGCGAACUCUUUUAUGCCAUGCGAGGAGGAUGCAGUUCGUCCUUUGGAUUUAUCACAUCAGUUACAAUUCAUACGACAACUAUCCCAUCCGAUAAGAUGGUCUAUAUUGAUACGCGUGCACGUGGUCUCGAAGACUCGGUACAGGUUGGUAACUGGUGGCAGCAGUAUGCGAGCAUAGACGCACCAGAGGAAUUGACAACGACUUUCACUUUUGGUGUAGGUGGUGAUGAUAAUAGCAACCCUUACGUCCGCAUUCGUGGCGUCUAUCUCGGCUCGAAAGCAGAAGCAGAGAGUGCGCUACUUGCUGAUUUUGAGGUGGGCUUUAGUGGUAUUUUCAGUACGACAGAAAUUAGGGAUAUGUUUGUUGAGCACGAUUACUUGGGAGGUGUAAAUGCAUUCACCGGAGUGGCAGAAUUCAAUACAGUGGAUGACUUUAAAGCGAUGACUACACUCGAUAGGGAGUCUGUCUUCUACAAAACGAGUUUCCUUAUGUUCGAUGUUAUUACGGAGCCCAGUGCAUAUGAACAAGUCUUCCAGUAUUUCACCGAUGGAAAGCUUGACUACUUUGGAUGGAAGGCGAUGGGUGGUGCCCAAACCUCUAAUUCUACCGUACAGCUGGGUGAUGUUGACCAUAGCGAUCCUAGAUCGCCUAUUGUCAGGGGACAUCUAGUUCAAUGCCAUUUGGGUCUGACUGACACAUCUAACAGCGGGAUUGAGGCGACUAAAGCUACUGUUUUAGAAGCCUCAGCAGUCAUUGAGGCUUCCUUCAUUUCUGAGCGCAAUGGAAUAUGGAGAUAUCCUGGUUAUCUAGCGAGAUACGACGACUACAUGACCACGGGGAAUGCUGGCAAUAUCUACUUCGGCGAAGCCAACACUGAGAAGCUUGCACGUGCGCGAGAGGACGCUGAUGGCGAAGGUGUACUAAUUUCGGACUCCUCGAGAUACUUAUUUUAAUUAUCUCACACAGCGAUAGAAUAAUACGAUAAAGGUUAAGCUUUUUGGUACUUUAAUAUGCCGGUACGACGAUUCAUGAGGCAUACAAUCCAUUCGAAAAAACGCAUGGAAUACGUUGUUCAACAUCAGCUGCACGACAUGAAGUGUAGUGUUUCAUGCUUGGCCAUGUCCAGCGCACAGAUCCCGAGCAUACUACAGACGUUUGCUGUAACAGCUUAGCGUUCAGUUGUCUUCCGACAAUUUGUAUUAUUGAUUUGCCCUGCGAUAACAAUACCACCCUACUUCCAUUGUGCGAACGGUUGUCAAAGAACCUUGUGCAUUGAAAGCUAUCCAAGACUUAUUAAUGGGAUCUUCACAUCGCAGGACCACAAUUGAUACAGAACUGUCGGUAAGACCAAUUUAUACCCUUGCAAGUUUUGCACGUCCAUGCGCCCUUCGCAUCUUUGAACGCAGAACAUUGAUGGCAUCUCGUUGCGUGAGCUGAGUUCGGGUAAGUGCACUUACUGCAUUCCCAUCGAGAUGACGCCAGCGUCUCUCCGACCGGUUUGCGGGGUAAAGAACGAAAUACGCCGCCCUCCCGCUUCCACAUUGAUGGGUAUCCGCAUAUAUAGCACGUCUUUCGCUUCGAUGGAUUGUGGGCAUGGCAACUUUGACAAUACCACGGUAGCCAGACCUGUAAAUAGUGCAAAACCCAUUUUUGAGGUUGUCUUGCGGGAGACUCAGUGAGCAACAAGAUAUACUUUUCGACUAAAAGUGCACCACCAACUAACGAUCAAUGUCCUUGUUUGGACGAUUUUGCUGUGUAAAUCAAUCAUACUCCCACAAAUUCAGCAACAGGAAAGUUUUUAAGUAUAUUUUGCUAAACUCGAUUUCAAUAUUAUUUACGUCUUGCUAUUUUCAAUCUGUAAUAAAUACACAUCCAUAUAUAUCAG
This is a messenger RNA of Sphaeroforma arctica JP610, 2526 nucleotides long. RefSeq lists its product as hypothetical. Bases 8 to 1594 code for a protein of 528 amino acids. The record is from RefSeq and is a predicted model, not a curated record. Gene Ontology annotation, molecular function: FAD binding. NCBI's taxonomy places the organism in Eukaryota, Ichthyosporea, Ichthyophonida. The transcript has a single exon.